CCAACAAUUCCUGAAUCAGAAAAUCCGUCUUCUUCUUCUUCCUCACCUUGCUCUUCAAGUCAUCAAUAUGUAGAAAAAAAUUUAUAUGGGGCGAUUUCUUUGCUUUUUCACAACCCAAAAACAUUCUCCUCGCAAAAGCGCCUUAUAGAAGACCAGAAUCAUGGGUUUCUCCGAGGACCAACUCGAUUAUGUUUUGGUCCCGAUUGGAUUCGCCAUCAUGUUAGCUUAUCAGCUUUACUUUCUCCGUAGAUACCGCCACUUCCCUAAAACAACAGUGUUGGGCAUGGAGAAUGAGGAUAGGAUGGCGUGGGUUGACAGCAUAUUGCAGUCUUGGAAGGGGCCAAUUUUGCAGGUGCCACUUAGUUCAAGAACAGUCGGGUCGAAUGUUGUCGCAUCUAACAUAACAGUUGCGACUUUCCUGUCAUCAGUUUGCCUAACUCUGUGCUCUCUGCUGGGAGCAUGGCUGGCAAACUCCUCCGAAAACCCAAUAGAGGGCUUGGUCUAUGGCAACAACGGUGCAUCGACUGUGCAGGUCAAACUGCUCUGCCUUCUCAUCUGCUUCGUGCUUGCGUUCUCGUGCUUCCUUGAGUCUGCCAGGCAGUUCGUGCAUGUGAACUUCCUUGUGACCACAUCAAAUAGUAGCCAGGACAAGGUCAACUACACGAAGGGAGUGGUUGUGCGAGGAGGGGAGUAUUGGAGUGUCGGUCUUCGGGCGCUCUACUUUGCCAUUUGUCUGUUGCUGUGGUUCUUCGGCCCCAUCCCUAUGUUCGUUGGCUCCAUUGCUCUGGUAAUGAUCCUUUGUUUCCAUGACAUGCAUAGCGUACCUCUUCAGAGGCGUGUGUCUCAAAAGGCAGCGUCAACUACUAGCAGCGGUGUCUCGUAAAUGGAUCAGGCUUCUUCAGGCGAGCAGCAAAGAGGAUGAUGAAGAAGUCGGGGGAAACCUUAGUUAAUUGUUCAAAUUGCCUCUCUUUUGCUCCCAAGUUGUAGGUUACAACUGAUAAGUGGAUUGGGAGUUUGCUGAGAAGAUGUGAAGAUUAUGGAGUGCCGAUUGAGCUCAUCAGCAGCAGUAGUUGAUCUUAUUAUGGAAAGAUUUAUUUUCCAUUGUAUUUUAUGUACAUAUUUUUAUAUUCCAUACUUAGCAUACACUAGUUUAGCCAUAGAUGAUGCUUUCCUAUUUUGCUUUGGACUCUACUGUAUACAUACCAGAAUAAUGAGUGAAUGCAAUAAGCUUCUUCUGCUCAA
This is a messenger RNA of Punica granatum (pomegranate), 1242 nucleotides long. Lineage: Eukaryota; Viridiplantae; Streptophyta; Magnoliopsida; Myrtales; Lythraceae. The record is from RefSeq and is a predicted model, not a curated record.